AUGCCCGAUAUCACCCAGCUCUCACUCGCGCACAACCCAGACAUUUUCACCAUCAUCUGCUUCAAUGACGGUUUCCAACACGCACUCGAUUUGAACGCCAUCAAGACCCUCCUUCGAGUGUGCAAACGAGCCCAGUCUCUCCUGAGCUCCAAGGUGCCUCGCCUCCACUCCUGGUGUCAGAGUGCAGAACUGUGCCAUCCAGACCGACGGUUGCGGAUCGGCCUCACACCGAGCGACAAGAUUGCCAUCUCGCUUCAUUGCAAGGAUCAAGGCACAACCGAUAGAUCUUGGAUCGUUGCCUUGGCCAGCCGGAGCAAUACUGCUGCAUGGUUCUUUAUGGCAAGGAUCCUCCAACUCGAUCUUAUCGGUCCGUUGUCGGCGAACAUGCCCAAAAAGGGAAGGAUCAACCAGCGAAUCCUGCGCCAUCUGAAGAAGGCUGCUGAUGCCGGCCAUCUCAUGGCACAGCUCCACCUGGCCGGGUGCUAUAACGAUGGCAUCGUAACCAAGAAAGACUACGCCAAGGCCUUCGAGCUGUAUCAAGGGCUUGCAGAACGUGGAAUGGCGCAGGCCCAAGUUGCCCUCGGUCGAUGCUAUGAGAAUGGCGAAGGAGUUGAUCAAGACUUUGAUACAGCCAUCGAUUGGUAUUCCAAGGCCGCAGAUCAGGCCAGCGAAGACGGUCGUCUCCACAUUGCAUUCUUCCGUGGAUGGUUCUCGUUCAUCGGCCGCGAUGUCGACCAGAGUGACGCCGACGCCUUCAGCCACUGGCAGGAAGUCAGCACCCAGUCCAUCAACCCGGUCCACAAGUCCAUCUCCACCCAUAUGGUCGGCUGGAUGCACUACCUUGGCCGUGGUACCCAGCAAGAUAAGCAGAAGGGCGUCAAAAUUAUCCGAGAUAACGAAUCGGAUGAGUUCAAGCUCGGCGAAACCAAUUGCUUAUCCGUCAUUUGGAGCUCGACUACCUCGUCCGAUUCACUUGCAGCCCGCGAGUUCUUCGAGCUAUGUCGGAUUGGAUCAGACCGAGACUGGCUCAGUAAUCAUCUCAUGGCUGUGUGUCUGGUCCGAGGAUUCGGAACCAUGCAAGACCGAAUGAGGGCAGCGGGCAUCUUUGAGCAACUUGCCAACGAGGGCUACAGCGACAGCCAGUUUUGGAUCGGAGAGUGCUUCUACCAAGGUUGGGGUGGACCGACGGACCGCAAGAAGGCAUUCGAGUGGUUCAGCAAGUCGGCCGACCAAGGCAACUGGUUCGGGGAGUGGAUGGUUGGUUUGUGCUACUUGCUUGGCACAGGAGUCACCCGGGAUCGCUCUAAAGCAAUCGAGUGGUAUCGCAAGUCGGCCGAGCAAGGUUACCGGUACCCACAAGCUUCUCUCGGCGACUGCUAUAAGGAUGGAUGGGGUGUUGACGCAGACAUCGACACCGCCGUCUUCUGGUACCGCAAGUCCGCCGACCAGGGAUAUCAAAUGGCCAUCAACAGCCUUAUAAAACUCGGCCAGUGGCCCUCACCUUGA
Messenger RNA from Polychytrium aggregatum, 1506 nucleotides. RefSeq lists its product as uncharacterized. Gene Ontology annotation, molecular function: protein binding. The coding region runs from base 1 to 1506 and encodes 501 amino acids. The transcript has a single exon. Lineage: Eukaryota; Fungi; Chytridiomycota; Chytridiomycetes; Polychytriales. The record is from RefSeq and is a predicted model, not a curated record.